AUGUUUCCCAGACGUUGUCUGUUUGCUUGUGCGGCAGACAAGUCUACCGUGGCACCCGCAGUAUCCGGUGCGAAAUCCGGUCCAACGGAAGAACUGAAACGUGCCUGUCGAAAAAGUGUGGCACAUUUUCGACGAAUAUACCAAUUUGAUUUGGAAUUGUCACGUCCCACAGUGGAUUCGUGUGAAUUGAAGAGGACCACAUCGAUGGGUCAGUUCGGCUCAAACAGGGAAAGCGAUUCGCGGGUUCCAAACGUAUGGCACUGGGAAUCGGUAGACUUGCGAACAACUUAUGUACCGGAGUUCUAUCAUCCCGAACAGGCUAAACUCCCGGGCUAUCAGCGCGAAGUGUUGUCUAAAAGUGUAUCCGCUCCCGUGAUCCCUCGCACUCCACACAAAGUGAUUAAUCGCCUCCCGGCCAGAGUAAAAUCGAAACAAGGGGUGGCAACAGACGCGACCCCGAGUACCUCACCAACGUUAUUCACUUUAUGGAGGCCAAAGAUACGACGGUCUACCCAGUCAAUGGGAUCCAUCUCAACUAAAUUUGAAACAGAUGAACGAAAAGCUCGAAUCACUCUUGGGCUUGCCGGACCAGACCGAAAUGGACCCGAUCGGGAGAUACAGUUGAAUCGAAGAGCUCGAAGUCAAGAGUUCACCAAAACUCCAGCUUCGAUUUCCCACAUUAAAACAGAUAAUUUCGUGAUAGACCAAACCUGCUCCAAACCUAGACUAUCCAAAUCCGGCGUGAAAUCCUGCACCGCAAGAGUCGUAACGGUGGAGUCGAAAUCAGUGAGUUACAAAGCCGCUUACUACUUUUUCAUCACAUAA
Molecule: messenger RNA, 825 nt
Organism: Echinostoma caproni
Lineage: Eukaryota; Metazoa; Platyhelminthes; Trematoda; Plagiorchiida; Echinostomatidae
Source: the annotation of a GenBank genome assembly